AUGGCCAUGAGGGUUGUAAUGAGGAUAAUCAAUUCUAUGGACUACAAAGCAAAGAUAGUGAUGGCAGCUGUAUUCCUUAUUAUAAUCCUUGUCUGGUUCUUAAGUAGUCCUGAUACUAAUUUCACACAGCCUAGGGAUCCAGUUCAUGAAAAGUAUCCCGGUAUUUUUCACCCUGUUCCCUCCUACUUCUUAAAACUGACUCCAAAUGGAGAAAUCAUUGACUCUAGUCUUCCAGGCUACCGUAUUGUAGUAGAAGCUGAGCAACUCGUUCAAGAUGUGACGGUUGAUUCAUUUGUUGAGCUCCAGGUCACCCCAACUCUUAUUAAUACUGCAGAAGAGGUCACUCUAUCAUGGACUAGUACUGUAUCUCCCACUGAUUGGAUUGCCUUGUACUGUCCUGUCCACUCCAACAUUAAUAAAUACAUUGAUUACAUUCUUCCAAAGGAUUUUCCUCAAAACUCUGCCCAAUUGCAGCUUUACAACUUGCGGAGUGACUGCCAGUUUCGCUAUUAUAGCAACGAAACCAAUAGAGUCAGACUAAUAGCAAGAAGUAACAUCAUUAGUUUUAAAGGAGGAGACUGUGCGCCUCUUCAUGGCCAUCUAGCACUUACUGGUAAUCCAAAUGAAAUGAGAGUACAAUGGACAUCUGGGACUAACAAGACAUCCAUUGUAGUUUAUGGAACUGAUCCGUAUAAACUAGCCUUAAAAUCAAUAGGUGGAUGUACAACAUAUAAAGCAGCAGACAUGUGUGGUGAGCCUGCCCGUGCUGAUAUAAAUUUCAUACAUCCAGGCUACUUUCAUGAUGUACUACUGACAGAUCUUAUACCCGAUACAUUAUAUUACUAUCAAUAUGGGAGUACAGAGGCAAUGAGUGAUGUGCAUUCAUUUGUAGCCUCACCACACAUUGGGGACCAAGGAACCUUUACUUUUCUUACUUACGGUGACAUGGGUAUUAGCACUGGCACUGGUUUACCUGCUGCUCAAGCAACAGCUCAAUUAGCUUUGAGUGACAUUAGAGACAAUGGAGUAAGGUUCAUCAUACAUCAAGGAGACCUGUCGUAUGCAGUGGGAUAUUCUUACCUAUGGGAUGUAUGGAUGAACCUAAUAGAGCCACUAGCUACUAGAGUCCCUUACAUGAUUGGCAUUGGCAAUCACGAACAGGAUUACAUGAGCGAUAGAAAAGGUAUCAGAGAUCCCAGUGGAGAUAAAACUGAUGGUUUUCAUCCUCCCUGGGGUAACUAUGGGCACGAUUCAGGUGGAGAAUGUGGCGUGCCUGUAUUGCAUCGCUUUCACAUGCCAGACAACGGUAACAAGAUCUGGUGGUAUUCUUUCAAAUAUGGAGCUGCACAUUUUGUUUUCAUGAGCACAGAGCAUAAUUUCACUGCUGGUACAAAUCAGUACAAGUGGCUAGAGAGAGAUAUGAGAUCAGUCGAUCGUAGUGUGACCCCAUGGCUAAUAUUUGUAGGCCAUCGACCAAUGUAUACUAGCGAAAUGUAUCCGGAAGAUCACAAGGUUGCUAAUCACAUUCAA
This is a messenger RNA of Amphimedon queenslandica, 1530 nucleotides long. Its product is annotated as probable inactive purple acid phosphatase 2. The transcript has a single exon. Lineage: Eukaryota; Metazoa; Porifera; Demospongiae; Haplosclerida; Niphatidae. Gene Ontology annotation, molecular function: metal ion binding; acid phosphatase activity. The annotation marks the transcript as partial. The record is from RefSeq and is a predicted model, not a curated record.